Molecule: messenger RNA, 313 nt
Organism: Paramecium octaurelia
Lineage: Eukaryota; Ciliophora; Oligohymenophorea; Peniculida; Parameciidae
Source: the annotation of a GenBank genome assembly
AUGAUGGAAUUUAAGCAAGUAGUUGUAUUAAGGAUUAAGGCAUAAGCUGAAGAAAAAAUGAAUUAAAUUUUAGAUACUUUAGAUCUAAAUAAUUCCAAUCUUAUAGAUUAUUCAGAAUUUAAUAUGGGAGCUAUGAGAGUAGAAAAUUUGGUAUCAACUGAAAGGAUUAAAUAAGCAUUUAGAAUACUUGAUAUUGUAAUCUUUCUAAUCAAUACAGAAUGAAGAUGGCUUUAUAUUAAAGGAAGAAUUAGAAGAAGUUAUGGGAUUCUUAGAAACUGAAAUUUAGGAAUAAUUUUAAAUGAUCAAGAUUUGA